AUGGCGCUCCCCUCAAUCAGCUCCCUCGAGCAUUGCUCCGACUGGGCCAAGGCCGCUGAGCCCUUCAUUCCGCAGCUUCUCGAUCUCCCGCGCCGAAUCGCAGCGAGCCCGCAAUCUCUUCCGCAGAUCUACCUCGAGACAAACCCGCUCGUCUCCGGCUUCGCGUUCUCGCUCCUAAUCGGUUUCCUCGCCCUCGUGGUGUCGGAGUACAACAGGAACUACUCCCAGAUCGACCGGCUAUGGAGUCUUCUACCUAACUGGUACAUCAUCCACAUGGCCGCGUGGGCGCAUUUGAACGGCAUUCCCGCACAGAGGCUGAUCUUGACUGCUGUUGCGACUACGCUCUGGAGCGGUCGACUGACCUUCAACUACUGGCGCAAGGGCGGAUACGAACGUGGAAGCGAGGAUUACAGAUGGGAAAUCGUCCGCAAACAAGUCCCGGCCGUCGUCUUCUUCGUCUUCAACGUGACCUUCAUCUCAUUCAUCCAGUCCAUCCUCCUCUUCGCCUUCUCUGCCGCGCCGGCCUACUCCCUCCUCCUCGCCAGCCGCGUCGAGCCCGCGAUUUCCGCCGCCGACUGGUCCUUCUUCUCCGUUAUCGUCGCCCUCGUCCUGAGCGAGUACAUCUCCGACGGCCAGCAGUGGGACUACCAGACCGCCAAGCAUUCGUACCUCAAGGACAAGAAGGUGCCCCGCGGCUGGGCGCAGGAGGAUCUCGACCGUGGUUUCGUGACCGGGGGCUUAUGGGCUUACAGCCGCCACCCCAACUUCUUCGCUGAGCAGAUGAUCUGGUUCGUGCUGUACCAGUGGAGUUGCUACGCGACCAAGGUGCUGUACAGCUAUACCUUUGCCGGUUCCGCGUUCUUGAUCAUGCUGUUCCAGGGAUCGACGUGGCUCACGGAGUUGAUUACUUCCGGCAAGUACGCCGAGUACAGCGAGUAUCAGAAGCAGGUCGGCAUGUUCAUGCCCACGUCGGUGUUUGGGUACCGUAAGCCGCAGCCCAAGAUCAUCAAGACCAGCGAAUUGGCCAAGAGACAGACAAAGAAGGACAGGUGA
This is a messenger RNA of Colletotrichum chrysophilum, 1053 nucleotides long. RefSeq lists its product as uncharacterized. Gene Ontology annotation, cellular component: membrane. The record is from RefSeq and is a predicted model, not a curated record. Lineage: Eukaryota; Fungi; Ascomycota; Sordariomycetes; Glomerellales; Glomerellaceae. The transcript has 2 exons. Bases 1 to 1053 code for a protein of 350 amino acids.